Messenger RNA from Aspergillus aculeatinus CBS 121060, 1368 nucleotides. Its product is annotated as acyl-CoA dehydrogenase family protein. The record is from RefSeq and is a predicted model, not a curated record. Gene Ontology annotation, molecular function: flavin adenine dinucleotide binding; acyl-CoA dehydrogenase activity. The transcript has 2 exons. NCBI's taxonomy places the organism in Eukaryota, Fungi, Ascomycota, Eurotiomycetes, Eurotiales, Aspergillaceae. The coding region runs from base 49 to 1368 and encodes 439 amino acids.
UUUUGCUAACAGACAAGGUACACAGUCAAAUUUCAACUUCAAUUCACAAUGUCUCGUAUGAAUGGGUUAGCCCGAAGACUCUAUCUUGGCAGGGACCUGCGAGGAUCCCUCCUCCGACGUCCAGCCCGCUGCGGCUUCUCCACUACUGCCACACGCCCGUUGAUGGAACUGACUGGCUUUACGGAGAACCAACUGACCGUCCGAGAUGCCGUAUCGGCCGUCUGCGCCAAAUUCCCCAACACUUACUGGCAAGAGUGUGAUCAGAACGAGCGCGAUCCAAAGGAGUUUCACGCCGCCCUCGCUCAGGACGGAUGGCUAGGCAUUGCGCUACCAGAGGAACUGGGGGGUGCUGGACUCGGCAUUUCGGAGGCAACGAUGAUGAUGCAGACCAUUACUCAAUCGGGCGCAGGUAUGGCCGGCGCCCAGGCCAUCCACGCUAACGUGUAUGCGACACAACCGCUGGCUCGGUUCGGUACGCGGGAGCAGCUGGAGGAGACGAUCCCCAAGAUCAUCAACGGCACGUGGCGGACGUGUUUCGGUGUGACGGAGCCGAACACGGGUCUGGAGACGCUGAAGCUGAAGACGCUGGCGACCAAGAUCCCCUCUCGUGAUGCCUACUCGGUGACCGGGCAGAAGAUCUGGAUCACCUGUGCGCAGGUGGCCGCGAAGAUGAUCCUUCUAGCGCGGACUACACCGCUGGAGGAGGUGACCAAGCCGACGCAGGGCCUGUCGCUAUUCUGCAUUGACCUGGACCGCAAUCAGUCCGGUCUGGACAUGCGCAAGAUCAAGAAGAUGGGUGGCCGCGCGGUGGACGCUAACGAGGUGUUCUUCGACCAGUAUACCAUCCCGGCGAAGACGCUGAUCGGGCAGGAGAAUGACGGGUUCCGCAUCAUCCUGCACGGCAUGAACGCGGAACGGUGUCUGCUGGCCGGCGAGGCCCUGGGAUUGGGCUACGCGGCGCUGGAGCGCGCAGCGCAGUACGCCCAGGAGCGAGUCGUCUUUGGCCGGCCGAUCGGGCAGAACCAGGGCAUCGCGCACCCGCUGGCGGAUGCGUACAUGAAGCUCGAGGCGGCCAAGCUGGCCACCUACCAUGCGGCGCGUCUCUACGAUGCAUCGCACCAGGACGAGAGCAUCCCCGCGCACUCGGUGGGUGUGGCCUGCAACAGUGCGAAGUACCUGGCGGCCGAAGCGGCCUUUACCGCGUGUGAGCGGGCGGUGCUCAGCCACGGUGGAAUGGGUUACGCGAUGGAGUACGACGUGGAGCGCUACCUACGCGAGUGUCUAGUUCCUCGAAUCGCACCGAUCAGUCGGGAAAUGAUCUUGAACUACGUGAGCGAGAAGGUUUUGCAGCUGCCUCGGAGUUAUUGA